UUUUAUCAUCUCAUUCUCCUAUUUGGAUGCUAUUGCUUAUUCUCUCUGUGUGUGCUGUUGCUUUCGACUUCAUUUUGAUAAUAAUUGCUUGUUCCCUGAGUCUCCUUAUUAGUCCUUUACAUGCCUUCUUUAUUUUCAAGUUUAAAAAGAUGUGUCUUUUUUUGUUAAUAAAAAUAUUAGGUGAUUUACUCCCACAUGGUUGGUAGAGUUACCUAGUACAGGGUGUUUGGAUUGCUUUUAAGCUCUUUUUAGUUUUUUUUCCGCGUUUCGCAAAGUUAAAAAGUGAUUAAAAUAAGUUAAGAAUUGCUUAAAACAAGCCAAAAUCAAUACCCCACUUAUUGUUUUUUGGCUUAAAAACUAUUUCUGCCGAAAAGCCACUUUUUUAAAGCCAAUCCAAGCGGGCUCCUAGUACUUUUGUUGGCGGGGGAGAUAGCAGGUACCUGAUGGAAUAAAUGAGGUGCGAUCAAGCUGGCUCGGACACCACCAUCGUAUCGACGUAUAUCUAUUUGAGCAGUAAAUUCGAGCAAUUUCCAAGAGCGGCUUUGACGGUCUCAGUAUUUUGCAGUUUUAGGUCAUAUUCAGAAGAUGGGUGGCAUUUGCUCUAGAAGAUUUGCCGCUGAGAGCACAACAGAUGGUGGCAUUCCACAUAGUAAUGGUGCUGAAAUUGUUUAUCCGUCACAUAGAUUGCCCACACAACUAAAUAGUGAUCCUAUGCAAUAUCCGGCUGGGGAAAGCACUGAUAACCAACUAAGUGAAUCAGCAUUAUUUUUUCCAGAGGUGAAUACGAUUUCCCGAGGGGCUCCUAUGGAUGAUAUUGAUGAUGGAAUUCCAAGAUUGUCCAGAGAUUUAUCAAAUAAAUCUAGAUCAACAAGGUCAAAGCAAGUUGCAAUUGCAAAGGUUUCAGAAGUAAGUUCACUGUUGGGGAGAGCUGGUACAGUGGGGUUCGGUAAAGCAGUAGAUGUGUUGGACACACUGGGUAGCAGCAUGACAAAUUUAAAUCUAAGUAGCGGUUUUGCGUCAAGCAUGGCAACAAAGGGAAUUACAAUAUCAAUUCUGGCAUUUGAAGUUGCAAACACCAUUGUCAAGGGGGCCAAUCUUAUGCAUUCCCUUUCACAAGAGAAUAUUAAGCAUUUGAAGGAGGUGGUUCUUCCUUCAGAAGGUGUGCAGCUAUUGGUAUCAAACGAUAUGGAUGAACUCUUGAGAAUUGCUGCAGCAGACAAGAGGGAUGAACUGAAAAUAUUCUCCGGUGAAGUGGUUCGUUUUGGAAAUCGCUGCAAAGAUCCUCAAUGGCACAGCUUGGACCGUUAUUUUGAAAAGUUGGAAUCUGAACUGACACCUCAUAAACAAUUGAAAGAAGAAGCAGAGGCUUUAAUGCAGCAGCUCAUGAUUUUGGUUCAAUAUACAGCUGAACUAUACCAUGAAUGUCAUGCAUUGGACAGAUUUGAACAAGAUUAUAGGCGUAAGGUUCAAGAAGACAAUACUUCAAAUCCUACUCAGAGAGGAGAUAGCCUUCCAAUUUUAAGGACAGAGUUGAAAAGUCAAAGGAAGCAUGUCAAAAGCUUGAAAAAGAAAUCCCUCUGGUUCAAGAUAUUGGAAGAGGUAACGGAGAAGCUAGUGGACAUUGUGCAUUUCCUUCAUCUGGAGAUCCAUGCUGCAUUUGGCUACGCGGAUGGAGAUAGACCUGUGAAAAACAACCACGAGAGGUUGGGAUCUGCUGGUCUUGCAUUGCAUUAUGCAAAUAUAAUCACUCAGAUUGAUAUACUCGUAACUCGAUCAGGGACAAUUCCCCCAAGUACAAGAGAUGCUCUAUACCAAGGGUUGCCACCAAGCAUAAAGUCAACUUUACGUUUCAAAUUACUGUCAUUCUCUCUCAAGGAAGAGUUGACAGUCCUGCAAAUCAAAGGUGAAAUGGAGAAAACAUUGCAGUGGCUUGUACCCAUGGCAACCAACACUACCAAGGCCCACCAUGGCUUCGGAUGGGUUGGAGAAUGGGCAAAUACAGGGUCCGAAAUAAACAGGAAACCUGCUAACCAAGUUGAUCUUCUUCGAAUCGAGACACUGUAUCAUGCAGAUAAGGAGAAAACAGAAGCAUUUAUUCUUGAAUUAGUGGUGUGGCUCCAUCAUCUAGUCAAUCAGUCAAGAAUUGUUGCUAGUGGUGGAGUAAGAUCUCCAAUCCGUCCCCCUAAUCAAAAGUUGAUUCAGUUCUCUACCCACAAACCAAGCUCUCCAUCUUCCCCGUUAACGGUUGAAGACCAAGAAAUGCUUCGUGAUGUAAGCAAGAGAAAACUAACUCCAGGGAUUAGCAAGUCUCAAGAAUUUGAUACUGCAAAAACAAGGUUGAGCAAGUACCACAGGCUAAGUAAGAGCAGUAGCCAUUCACCUAUAAGUGAAACCAGGAAAGACCCCUUUCCUAUCAGGAGACCGUCUUCGGUUCCAGGGAUCGACUUUGACAUUGACCGGAUGAAAGCUUUGGAUGUCAUUGACAGAGUGGACACAAUUCAAGGUGCAUAACGGUACAACAUUCGACUGCAUUGCCAACUCGGAUAUCAUGUGCAUAGUGGUAUAGUAAGAUACUAAAUUGGCAAAACGUAAAUGGGGGAUCAUUUAACUGGACAUCGGCUCUACUGUGAUGAUACAGCCAGCCCUAAUGCAUCAACAAAUCAUCUUCAUCAUCUUCCCUUGUAGUAUGGCCUAUUUACGUUAGGGAACCGGAUAUCUCUAACGCGUAGAGGAUCAGAGAUUUGUUGUAAUGCAAUAUUUCCAGAAUAUUCAGGGUGCUGCGGCGAGUGGAAAUGAUUUUUCUUCUAUAUUUGUUUUCUUAGAGGAAAAAAAAA
This is a messenger RNA of Nicotiana attenuata, 2834 nucleotides long. RefSeq lists its product as uncharacterized. Bases 586 to 2511 code for a protein of 641 amino acids. Gene Ontology annotation, biological process: positive regulation of growth. The record is from RefSeq and is a predicted model, not a curated record. The transcript has 13 exons. NCBI's taxonomy places the organism in Eukaryota, Viridiplantae, Streptophyta, Magnoliopsida, Solanales, Solanaceae.